Molecule: messenger RNA, 397 nt
Organism: Medioppia subpectinata
Lineage: Eukaryota; Metazoa; Arthropoda; Arachnida; Sarcoptiformes; Oppiidae
Source: the annotation of a GenBank genome assembly
ACUUGUUUGACAACAAAACAACGAUUGAGUGAAGAGUUGUUUGUGUCCAUCACUUAAGACACUAACCAUUAUAUCGUUUGACUAUCACUCGAACAGAUCCAGAAGAAUGGCCGACAGACUCACACAACUUCAGGACGCCGUCAAUCAGCAAUCGGAAAACUUUUGUAAUAGUAUUGGAGUUCUUCAGCAGUUCUCAAAGCCCACGUUUUUCCCCGAAUUCGACAAAUCGUCGUCGAAAUCACCGACAGCUCAGACACAGUCUUCCGAAGAUUUUGCCCAAUUGUUCGCCACAUUAAUCGCUAGAACUGCUAAAGACAUCGAUGUCCUCAUCGACUCACUUCCCAAUGAAGAAUCGACGCCUGAAUUGCAGGUAUUUUCCAAUUGUUCUUCUAUUUGA